GGGGAAUCUCGCUUCCGGCGCGGGGCCGCGCCGCCCUCUCUCCUCGUUUCCGGGAUUCGCUGAUCCUGUUGCUCAGCUCCGCGCUGUCGCUGCCCGCAGAGCCAGGGGCGCCCGCCGGGAUGGGCUCGGCCCUGGCGCGUGCCGCCCCGCGCCAGCAGGACCGGGGGGCCGGGCUCCGCGCUGCUCUCUGAGCCGCCGGGGGCCCGGCGCUGAGGGCCCGGCUGCGAUUACAUCAGAUAUGACCAUGUGCAUAUUAGAAGCCCGAAGGAAGGGCAUGAUGUCAAAAUAACACGCACAACAUUUGUGAGGGCAAGUCCAGAAAACCAUGCAGUCAUCGGGGCACAGAUUCCGGGACAUUGAGCACCAUCCCCUCCUUGCUGAAAAUGACAGCUAUGAUUCUUCUUCAUCGGAAGCCGAUAUGGCAGACAGGGUUUGGUUCAUCCGUGAUGGCUGUGGCAUGGUCUGUGCUGUGAUGACGUGGUUUCUGGUUGUCUAUGCAGACUUUGUAGUGACUUUUGUCAUGUUGCUGCCUUCCAAAGACUUCUGGUACUCUGUGAUCAAUGGUGUUCUUUUUAACUGUUUGGCAGUGCUAGCUCUGUCGUCUCAUCUGAGAACUAUGCUAACUGAUCCUGGGGCUGUACCAAAAGGAAAUGCCACUAAAGAAUACAUGGAGAGUUUGCAGCUGAAACCAGGGGAAGUGAUCUACAAAUGUCCAAAAUGCUGUAGUAUCAAACCAGAACGUGCACAUCAUUGCAGUAUUUGCAAGCGAUGUAUUCGAAAGAUGGAUCAUCACUGUCCCUGGGUGAAUAAUUGUGUAGGAGAGAAAAACCAGAGGUUUUUCGUGCUGUUUACGAUGUAUAUAGCCCUAAUUUCAGCUCAUGCACUCAUUCUGUGUGGGUUUCAGUUUUUCUCUUGUGUCCGAGGACAGUGGACUGAAUGCAGUGACUUCUCCCCGCCUGUAACUGUGAUCCUGAUGGUCUUUUUGUGCCUUGAGGGUUUUCUGUUUCUCACUUUCACUGCUGUUAUGUUUGGCACCCAAAUCCACUCAAUAUGCAAUGAUGAAACGGAGAUUGAGAGGCUUAAAAGUGAAAAGCCAACAUGGGAGAGGAGACUACGUUGGGAAGGGAUGAAAUCUGUCUUUGGGGGCCAACCUUCACUCCUGUGGAUCAAUCCUUUUGCAGGAUUUCGAAUCAGGCAACUUUUGCUGAGAGCAAAGAAAGGGGGACCUGAGUUUUCUGUGUGAGCCUGCCUAAUCAUACUUGAACUUGCAAGAAUACUAUAUAAAUAUUUAUUUGGGGCCAGAAAUGGCUGUCUACAUAUAUUCUGUGACCAACUGAAACAAACAAGACAUUUGCUUGUAGCAAGCAGAGUUUUAUAGUCACAGACAUCUCAUUAACUUUCAGAAACGUAAACUGGAUGCUGUAGCGAUCUUUCAGCAGGAUAACAAAAGAAAGGUGUGUAACCA
Molecule: messenger RNA, 1465 nt
Organism: Chrysemys picta bellii (western painted turtle)
Lineage: Eukaryota; Metazoa; Chordata; Testudines; Emydidae
Gene: ZDHHC7
Product: zinc finger DHHC-type palmitoyltransferase 7
Biological process (GO): protein targeting to membrane; peptidyl-L-cysteine S-palmitoylation
Cellular component (GO): Golgi apparatus; endoplasmic reticulum
Molecular function (GO): protein-cysteine S-palmitoyltransferase activity
Source: RefSeq, a predicted model, not a curated record